AUGAGAAACAUUGGAGUGCCCGAACCCCCCAAUUUAAGCCCGAACUCGCAGGCAUUCGACCAGCCGACUCGUCCGUCGCAGAUCGAUUAUUCGCAGAUCGUCAGGGCUCCCUUGUCCCGAUCGUCUCAAGGGCUCUCGCUGAGCAAUCAUGGCUCCACUCAGUUGUCGUUUGGAUCGGGAGACUUCAGCGACCCGGAUGGAGUUGAGAACAUGGCAAAGAGGAUUUUACUUGAAGAUCCCGAGCUGGCCGAACUGCUCCGAUCGCCUAGUACGGAAUCCCGGGAAGGAAAAAGCAAACAUCCAUUUGUGCCUGCCAGCAGACUCAGUAGUAGGCCAUUUGGAAUGGGCAUGCAGAAGGAUUCCCUGGGGAGAGUGUCCAACAUGCAAGCAAGGGCAAGUACUUCAGAAGCCAUCACUCCACUUCUCCAUUCAGAGCAAGAUGCAUCAAGUCAGUUAAGGAUUGGAGGUGAGAGUAGCCCUAGCCCAAGUUACUCUCCGUUGCCAUUUACUCAGGUAGAGGAGACACCGGCACAGGAACCUCCUUCCCGAGAUGAGCCGAGUGGCAAUCGGACGUUGUCUCCUGCUGUGAAUUUUGGAAGAUUGGAUUCUACCCUUGCACCAACCAAAGGGUCCCAGUUUGGUCCAGGACAUAAUGCUCAGGUGCAGUCAGACCUUCUCAGAACCACACCAGCUGACCCAUAUCAUCGCAUCUUCCCCUUUCCAUACUUUAAUCGCAUCCAGUCGACUGUGUUCGAUGACACAUUCCUCUCAGAUGACUCCAUUGUUGUCUCAGCUCCAACUGGAGGAGGGAAGACGGUCAUCUUUGAACUUGCCAUCAUCAGACUCCUCAUGAAUUCUGGUCGGGACAAGACCCGACCAAAGAUGAUCUAUAUGGCUCCAAUGAAGGCCCUGUGCAAGGAGCGCAUGGAUGACUGGUCCGAGCGAUUCACAUCCCUCGGAGUGAAGGUCAAGGAGGCGACAGGGGACUCGGACGAGGGGGAGUACAUGCUCCUUCAGGAGGUGGACCUCCUCCUCACAACCCCUGAGAAGUUUGACUCCAUCACCCGCCACUGGCGGGACAACCAGCGGCUCGUCCAGCUCGUCCAUCUCUUCAUGAUUGAUGAGGUGCAUUUACUGAGCAGUGAAGAUAGAGGUCCAACAUUAGAAGCAGUGGUGAGUAGAAUGAAGACGAUCCAGAAAACCAAGGACUCUGCUCUGUCUCCUGUGCGCUUCAUUGCUGUUUCUGCAACGAUCCCCAACAUUGAAGACAUCUCUCAAUGGUUGAGUUCUGUGGACCGACCAGCAAAGCAUUUUGUCAUGGGAGAUGAGGUGCGUCCCGUGCAGUUGCGGAAGGUGGUCCUGGGCUAUGUCUACCACAGGUCCAGCACAGAGUUCAAGUUUGAUUACUCCCUUUCAUACAAGCUCCACAAUGUUAUCAGCAUGUAUUCAGAGGGCAAACCUACUCUGGUGUUCUGCAGCACAAGGAAAAGCACACAGCAAACAGCCAAUGUAUUAGGAAAUGAGAUGCACUUCCCCAUGCCCAUGAAUCAGAAGCAGAUGUUGAUCAAUGCCGCCAAUUCCAUCCGAGACUCCAAACUCAGAGAUCUUCUCAUGAAAGGAAUCGGUUUUCACCAUGCGGGUCUUGCCGUGUCCGAUCGGCACACCCUCGAGGAUCUCUUUACCUCGGCGAACCUCCCCGUUUUGGUUGCCACAUCCACAUUGGCAAUGGGAGUGAACCUCCCGGCGCACCUGGUGGUGAUCAAGGGGACGAGCCAGUACGUGUCCGGGAGCUGCACGGAGUACCCGGACUCCCAGGUGCUGCAGAUGAUGGGGCGGGCCGGGCGGCCCCAGUUCGACGUCUCGGCCACGGCCGUCGUCAUGACCAAGUCCUCGCUCAAGGAGAAAUACGAGCACCUGGUGCGAGGGGACCAGGUGAUCGAGAGCUCUCUGCACCGCCACCUGCGGGAGCACCUGAACGCGGAGAUUGUGCUGGGGACGAUCACGGACCUGGCCGUGGCGGUGCAGUGGAUCCAGAGCACGUUCCUCUACGUCCGGAUCCUGGCGAACCCGAGGUUCUACAGCAUCCCGGCGAAUACGGAUAAGAAGGCGCUGGUCAACAGACUCCAAGACAUGUGUAUGAAGGAGAUCAAUGCCUUGGAAGGUGCAGGAUUGGUGCUGCUAGACGAGGUCACGUCCGAGCUCCGGCCCACCGACACCGGUCGGCUCAUGGCCCGGUACUACAUCAACUUUGACACGAUGCUGAGCUUCACCCAGAUGACUGGGGAUGAAGACCUGUCACAGCUGUUGGCUGUGGUGUGUGGGUCAUCAGAGGUGCAGGAGAUUCCACUGCGGGUCAGCGAGAAGCGGACCCUGAACACACUCAACAAGGACAAGCACCAGCCCACGGUCCGGUUCCCCCUGCAGGGGAAGGUAGCCAGCCCCCAGGCCAAGUCACAGAUAUUGGUCCAGGCUGUCUUUGGCUGCCUUCCGAUUCAAGAUGUCUCCUUGAACCAAGAUACCAUUCGGGUGAUGCGCAAUGGGCAGCGUAUUGCACGAUGUUUAUGUGAAUACUUGUGGAAGGAGGGACGAUACAAGAUCCUGCUGAAUGCGGUGACUCUCGCGAAAUGCUUUCGGGCUCGGCUGUGGGAGGACUCGCCUCAUGUGGCUCGGCAGCUGGAUCGCGUGGGACCCACGUUGGCCGCUUCCCUCGCCGAUGCAUCCUAUGACUCCUUCCUGAAGAUUGAGGAGGCUGAACCACGAGAUCUUGAAAUGAUUGUAAACAGAGGGCCUCCAUUCGGGAACCACCUACGAGAAGCGGCAGCAUACAUGCCCAAGUAUGAGCUUCACGUGAACCAGGAGGAACCGUACGGCACAGAGCUUGCCCGAGUGGUGGUUUUGCUCCACCUGGUCAAUUGGGUGGGCCUGGAGACCCACCACACCCUCCCACUCUCCCACUCCACCAUCCUCCUAGUUGGGGAUGAGGACAACAACAUCCUCCUCUCUCAUCGUACCACAGAUUGGACUCUGAUCAAAGGGGGUGGUUCCCUCACUCGAAGACUCCAGGUGAAGAGAUCUUCUCAGGGAGAUGAACUCAUGUUCCAUGUCAUCAGUGAAAGCACAGUUGGCCUGGACAUCAAUGCAGCUUGGACACCGGUCUAUGUGAAAGGAACUGAAGAUAGGAACCAGAAGACUCUUCAAUCUCAUGUGGAUUCCAUCCCAUCUGGCAAUGCAAAUUGGCUCCAAGAAGUUUUAUUUGGGACCAGGUCUAAUGGGGAAAGCUUGAGGUGCACCAGUGGUGCACCUCAUGCUAUUGAAAUUUCUCCAAUAGUGAAAAGAAAUGUUUUCUUCAUGCUGAAGCCAGGCUCCUCAAUAAGUUUUAAUUUCUCCAAUAGUGAAAAGAAAUGUUUUCUUCAUGCUGAAGCCAGGCUCCUCAAUGUGGAUUUUUUAAAUGUUACAUUGGAUUUGCAUCAGGCAUUUUAUUUCCUAUUUUCCAUCCUAAAACUUGCAAUAAGUAGCACUCAGUUCAAAGAAUGUCAAAACAAACUUUCCCCACAUGAAGUCACACUCCAUCUCAAGCAGAGAGACACCCGAGAGAGAGAACAUUCUGCAUCUCCCCUUUGUCAUCAACCAAUCUCACGACACAUGGUCAAGUUCCCUCCCAUCACAAAUGAUGCAGCAAAAAAAAUACCUACCAAUGAUGGCAGAAGUACAGAGAUCAGGGGGUGCUCCCACUGUCCCAAGAGCUGGACCAUGGUUCCCGGCGGAAGAAACCCAAAGGACCCCUUCCUUGUACACAACAUCCUUCACCAGCUCUCCAAUCCUCCUAAAAUGAAAGAACCAACUGGUUCACCUUGGUGCAACUAUGAAGGGAUUCACUUUUUUUAUUUCCACCUGAUCCACCCCCUUAGCAUUGAUCUUAGCCAUGACAUCACGAGUGCUCAAAACACCCCUGCUACAGUGGGAGGAGGGAAUGAGAAAUGGAAAAUAAAAUCAAGUGCCACACAAAAACUUACCCUGAAUGUGCAAAUAGUACUCAGUUCGGAAAAUGUCAAGAAUGUCAAAGUUCCCUCCUUCAUACCUCUAAUGGACACCCAGACAGACAUGACUGACAAAUUAUUAACACAUCAGGGCUUCCAGUUCACACAUGAAAAUGUUAGCCACCUAAUUACACAAGAUGGAAAAUUCUGGCUUUGGAAUUCACUCAUUCUUGGUCCAUGCAAUGAAGAAAGAAGGAGUUGCCUCAUGAAAUGCUUUGCCUCAACCGAAAUGUCAUGGGCUGGUGAAGACUCAAUGGCAAGGAAUAUGUUCUUCAAAUCUAACCUAUACCAAAGAAGGAAGAAGGAGACUUCAAUCCCAGAAAUGUGGUACAUACAACACAAAUGUUGCUCAGGUUUUGUGGGCAACAUGGAGCAAUGCAGUAAUGAGAUUUGUACAAAAAAGGACUCCCAACUAUUACCCAAUAAAUCUUUGCUCUUCAACUAUUUUCACAAAAUUUGCACGACUUACAUGAAAAAUUCCAAAAUUUUGAACUUUCACUUGAAUUCGUUAUGCUUUGACGAUUACUCAAAGGAAAAUAUUGACACUGGAUACAGGAUUCAGAAAGAAGCCCAUUCUGAGAGUGGAGUUUUGAAAGCAGCUUCAUGCUGUGUCCUCAAGGAUAAUGAACAUGACAGUCACACGGUCACCAUUCUCCUGUGUCAGUGGCCUGCCAGGGUCAUCUUUGAUAUUGCUUUCUCUCCUUUUGUAUUUGAUGAAUCAGAUAAAUACAUUGGCUCUGGAAAGGGCACAUUCACCAAUAGCAGUCAGAAAGGAGACAAGAAGUUGUAUUAUUUGUUCAAACAUGCCUCUCAUCUAUCCAAGAGGUCAUCUUUAAUCAUCAAACUUCACUAUCUCAAAACUUUCCAAGCAACUCUCAAAUCAGUACCCAAGAUGAGAUGCAAGGAAGUGCUCUGCAAUCUCCCUAUCACUGAUGUACUGGCCAUCCUUUCUCAGGUCUUCAACUGGUUCCUGUUCCUUCUGACGAAAAGAGAAAAGCAGGGAGAGGAGACUCCAGGUCUUCUGUUCCUGGAUGAAGGAGGCAUGGACCUUUGA
Molecule: messenger RNA, 5091 nt
Organism: Darwinula stevensoni
Lineage: Eukaryota; Metazoa; Arthropoda; Ostracoda; Podocopida; Darwinulidae
Source: the annotation of a GenBank genome assembly